Messenger RNA from Zingiber officinale, 1533 nucleotides. RefSeq names its product S-adenosylmethionine synthase-like. Gene Ontology annotation, molecular function: methionine adenosyltransferase activity; ATP binding. Lineage: Eukaryota; Viridiplantae; Streptophyta; Magnoliopsida; Zingiberales; Zingiberaceae. Bases 126 to 1313 code for a protein of 395 amino acids. The record is from RefSeq and is a predicted model, not a curated record. Gene Ontology annotation, biological process: S-adenosylmethionine biosynthetic process. The transcript has 2 exons. Gene Ontology annotation, cellular component: cytosol.
GCCAUGGGCAUCUGGAUUGUGGAAUGCUUUAAAUACACCGAAGCGGGGGUUCCUGAUCCUCCACGUUCGAAGGCCCUCCUUCUUCCUCCCUUCGUAGCGCCGCCUCGAUCUUUCGAUUGGGUAAAAUGGAGGACACCUUCCUUUUCACCUCUGAAUCUGUCAAUGAAGGACACCCUGACAAGCUUUGUGAUCAGAUUUCUGAUGCAGUUCUUGAUGCCUGUCUUGAACAAGACCCUGACAGCAAGGUUGCUUGUGAGACAUGCACUAAGACUAACAUGGUCAUGGUUUUUGGUGAGAUCACCACCAAGGGCAGCAUUGAUUAUGAGAAGAUUGUCCGCAGGACUUGCCGCUCAAUUGGAUUUACAUCCAAUGAGGUAGGGCUUAAUGCUGAUCACUGCCAGGUGCUUGUAAACAUCGAGCAGCAGUCUCCUGACAUUGCCCAAGGUGUUCAUGGGCACUUCACUAAGCGCCCCGAGGAGAUAGGAGCUGGUGACCAGGGACACAUGUUUGGCUAUGCAACAGACGAGACUCCUGAGCUGAUGCCUUUGAGCCAUGUCCUUGCUACUAAGCUUGGUGCACGCCUCACUGAAGUCCGCAAAAACGGGACUUGCUCCUGGUUGAGACCUGAUGGCAAAACCCAAGUCACAGUCGAGUACCGCAAUGAUCAUGGAGCUAUGGUUCCUCUCCGCGUCCACACUGUCCUCAUCUCCACCCAGCAUGAUGAAACUGUCACUAACGAUGAGAUUGCUGCUGACCUCAAGAAGCACGUCAUCAAACCUGUCAUCCCUGAGCAAUAUUUAGAUGAAAAGUCUAUUUUCCACCUCAAUCCCUCAGGUCGCUUUGUGAUCGGUGGGCCUCAUGGAGAUGCUGGCCUUACUGGUCGUAAGAUCAUCAUCGACACAUACGGUGGUUGGGGAGCCCAUGGUGGUGGCGCCUUCUCUGGCAAGGACCCAACCAAGGUUGACCGCAGCGGUGCUUACAUUGCAAGGCAGGCAGCUAAGAGCAUUGUGGCCAGCGGACUAGCUCGUCGUUGCAUCGUCCAAAUCUCUUACGCAAUUGGUGUCCCUGAACCUCUAUCUGUGUUUGUUGACACUUAUGGCACUGGGAAGAUCUCUGAUAAGGAGAUACUGAAGCUUGUGAAGGAGAAUUUUGAUUUCAGGCCUGGGAUGAUUAUCAUUAACCUGGACUUGAAGAGAGGUGGCGGUGGCAGGUUCCUCAAGACUGCAGCGUACGGUCACUUUGGCUGGGAUGAUCCUGACUUCACCUGGGAGGUAGUUAAGCCACUCGCAUGGGAGAAGCCAGACGUUAAUUAGAUUACUAUAAUCUGUUCUAGUUGUUACACAUACUAUAAACUGCCAAACUCUGAUCCUGAGUGCCUACUUGUUAGCUAGCUUAGAUGAUGCUUCGUACACAAUUCACAUCUGUUGUCAAGUGGUCUUUUUUGAUCGUUUUUUACUUUCUCUUUUAGCCAAUCGCCAUACAUUUUCUUUUUAAUUUUUGUUUCGCCUGUCUCUUUGUCAAACUACCCUCAAU